AUAUUUAAAUAAAAUGCAUUCAAAUUCAAUAACUAUUUCCUAUUCCCUCACUAAACUAGUUCCCGAACUAAUUUUAUUGAUUGUUUUAAUUCGCACGACUUGUUUUGUUGUUAGUGUGUUGUUGGCAACAGAAUGACACAGAUAUUUACGUCAAAAUAUGCAUCUGUUGUAAAGCAAAUGAUCUUAUUUUAAUUUGUUGAUGUCUACUAAAAAGGGUGACCAUGGCUCGAACUCAUCGAAAAAAAUUGCUUCAAAUACGACAAAACAUCCCCUGCAAGAGACUGAAAAAACCAAAACCAAGAAAAAACCUACAGACUUAGAAUUAUCGAAAAAGAAAACCGUAACGUCUAGCGUUAAGUUAGUAAAUAAACCUGAGUUAUCAAAAUAUGAUAAAAACAAACCAAGAAACCCUCAUACAACUUUAGAAAAGAAGAAUAGUUUACAUGCAAUUAAAACUAAACCAGAAAUAUCAUCUAGAAAAAAUACAUCGAUUUCGAAAGAACUGGUAGAUAAUAAGAAAGAAAGAACACCUAUAAACUUAAGCAAUAUAAAAAUAAAUUCAAGAAUUACAAGUAAUCCUUCAAAAGUAGAAACCAAACCAAAUCCAACUAAACCUAAAAUCAACUCAGUUUUACCAGAGUUUACCAAAUCUAUUCAUACAGACGAAGAAUCUAAUAGACCUUCAACAGCUACAUUACCACAUGCCACUGUUACAAACAAAAACAAAGUUGGUCCUGAUAAUUUAAAUGUAUCCCCAUCUUCUAAAUCAGAUUCGUCUGAAGACAACAAAUAUGAAGACGAUUUUGAAUCGUACGAAUCCGAUUUUGAAGAAUACUCUUCAUCUAGUACAGCAAAUUUGAUACGCGACAUAUCGAGCAGCAGUUCAUUGAGUAGCUCUUCAGAAGAACCAAUGUCAUUCGAAAAACAUUCAACGAACGGUGUGAUUUUAUCGAGCGGAAGCGAAGAUGAUAAAACACUCGAUUCUGGUAACUUUGAGAUGCAGGGUUACAAACAUAAACCCAUGCUGGAUAAUAUUAAAGAAGCUAUAGAAAAAGAAAAUAUAAAUAUAUCGAAUUAUGCUUCGUUUUCUGAUGAAGGAUUUGAAGACCACAAAUCGUUUCAGUUUGUAAAUUUUGUAGAAGCUCAAAUAAAAAAUAAACGUAGGAAUAGCAUUCAAAUGAGACAAAAACGUGGGGAAGAAAUACUAAGUAUGGUUAGAUUAGAUUGUUGCAGUUUUACAUUAAUUGAUUUAGCACCGAUUUCAUAUGAAAUGUACGUUAGAAAUUUCGGAUCAAGUAAUACAAUACAAACUUCAACUCAAACAGGAGAUGAUGAUAUCGAUGAAGAAAUACAAACAGACGAGGUUGAAAAGGUGGAAAAAGGCACACAGCAACCAGAAGUUUUCAUUAGUUAUAAUAAAGCAGAAACUAACAGUAAUAAUGAUAGCAAAAACGUUAAAAAAAUAUUUAAUAAUAAGUUUCUCUUAGCUGCCUUUGAAGUAAUUUUAAAAAUCCAAGAAGAAUUUAGUAUACUGCGAUAUAAUUCAGAAAGUGGACCUUUAAGUAAAAGCAUUGCUAAUUUUAAAGCAAAUAUUAGUAUUUUUUCAAACUCUCAUGUUACAAGUAUUCAUUUCCCUUCAGACAAAAACGAUAAAUUCAUUUCAGUUCACUCGAAAGUUGAAGGAUCUCUUGUUACAAUAUGGAAAAUUUCAAACUGUGAACAACCAGAGUCAAUAAUUGUUUGCCAUGGAGCCAUAACUUGUUGUUCUAUUGGAGUUAACUGUCAAGAAUUCAUUUUUACUGGAUUGGAAGAUGGGGCAAUUUUAGUAUGGAAUUGUAACAGAAAUAUGAAUAAAGAUGAUUUGAUUACCACAGUUCCCUUGUUUUCCACUCGGAUUAAUUCUGGACAUCAUACAAAAGUUAUAGGUUUGAAUUUUCUGGGUAACUCAUCCAUUGAAGAAGGGAAUGUUCAACAAACAAACGAGCUUUGCAGUAUAGAUGAAACUGGAGAAAUCAUCUUAUGGACUAUACUGUUAAAAUAUUCAGACCAUAAGGAACAGGAACAAAAUAGUAAAGUUACCUUAGUGAAAAAUGCAAAUAUCUCAUUAAACUCUCUAUGUCCAGACAUGGAUUAUCUACACUGCACAAACUUUUCUUCUAGUAUUUUAAAUCCUUAUUAUUUAUUUAUAUCAACAAACUACGGCUCCAUAAUUCAUUAUGUUAUCAAAGCAGGAAUAAACAAAGUAAAACAAUUUGUUACUGGAGUAGAAUCUAUUCCAAAUUCGUUGGUAUGCUGUCCAUUCUCAUCGGAAUAUUUCCUCGGUGGUUAUAAAAACGGAAACCUUAGUUUAUUUGCGAGAUCUUCAGAAAGACCUCUUAUAAUUUUGUCGGAUAAAGAUAAGCAAAAUUCUGCCAUAGAGUUCAUACAAUGGUCAAAAAAUAAGUCUACUGUGAUAUAUUCAAAGGACGAUAGAAACGUCAUAAAUAUUUGGGAUCUUGAUGAAAGUGAUAUGAUGCCUGUUUAUACCAUUCCUUAUAAAGAAGAAAUAACCGCUAUGGAAAUGUUUUCUACAAGUAGAGAUGCUGAAAAUAAAUGUCCUUUUAUGCUGAUUGGGACCAAGCAAGGUAAUUUAUAUUUACAUCAGCUAAACGAAGGAGAAGGCCAGUCUGCCAGUCAGUUACACAACCAAAGUAUAAAAACGUUUUUCAAUUAUGUUAAAAGGUUGUAAAAAAUAUAUAUUAUUAUAUCGUUAAACAGUUACAAUAAAAAACUUUUUUGCUAUUA
Molecule: messenger RNA, 2784 nt
Organism: Psylliodes chrysocephalus
Lineage: Eukaryota; Metazoa; Arthropoda; Insecta; Coleoptera; Chrysomelidae
Source: the annotation of a GenBank genome assembly